CCAUCCGACAAAGCCACAUAUUAUCUGCGUGGGUAAAGGAAAAAAAAAACGAAUUAAAAAUAAGUUGCAGUCUUAAACUCCCAGUGCCUACCAGAUGGGGAUCAUUAGUUCUUUGUCUACAAUCAUUGCUUGCUAACAAACAAAUAAUAAAAAGGAUGGCUAUCAAUGAAGAAGUUGAAAAGACAGUAAGCAAACACCCAUCUUAAAAAAAAAUGCUCUAAGCGAUAUAUUUUGGGACCGGGUACAAGGAUACAUUAUGCUUCUGGAACCAAUUGCUAACACAAUUACCUCUGUAGAAGGUGACACACCAACGAUUUCAAAAUGUCUGCAUUUAUUUAAAAAAAUGGUUAACACCUCAUUAGAAAAUGUCACUAAAAGUCCAUUGUUAUCCAAAGAGGAAGCAGAUACAAGGGCAAUUUUUGAAAAUCGGAAGAAGUUUGCUAUUUAUAGUGUUCAUUUUGUAGCUAACCUUUUGGAUCCAAAAUAUCGUGGCUGCGAACUUAGCUCAGAUGAGAUGACUGAUGCGACAGAAGUCAUAUACAAGGUAGCACAGAAGAUGCCAGAUGUCGAUGAAGCAGCCGUCUUAGCUGACGUUGUCAAUUUUAUUGCAAAAGAAGGACUAUUCAAAAAGGCUUUUCUAUGGAAUGAGGACACAAUUGCAGCUAUCCUAGCUUCACAGUCAAUCCUGCAUUAGAAUCUGAACCGGAACCAAUGAUAAUAUCCAAUUCAGAUCAGUCGGAGUCUGUCUUUGAAAGUGAUGAAGAGGAAGCUUCAGAGUCUGAAGAAAAUGCAGAUAGCGACGGGACGGAUCAGUGUUCAUUUAAGGGAUUCGGUUAAUUAAUUGAACCUUUUCAAUCAUUAAGACGUUGUUUUUUUUAUUUGAUAAAUUUUUAUUACUUAUUUUUGCUUUGAUUUUGCAAGUUAACGAAUAAACUCUUCUUAUU
Molecule: messenger RNA, 944 nt
Organism: Diabrotica virgifera virgifera (western corn rootworm)
Lineage: Eukaryota; Metazoa; Arthropoda; Insecta; Coleoptera; Chrysomelidae
Exons: 2
Coding region: 257-694 (145 amino acids)
Source: RefSeq, a predicted model, not a curated record